Molecule: messenger RNA, 822 nt
Organism: Aspergillus oryzae RIB40
Lineage: Eukaryota; Fungi; Ascomycota; Eurotiomycetes; Eurotiales; Aspergillaceae
Exons: 3
Coding region: 1-822 (273 amino acids)
Molecular function (GO): protein binding
Source: RefSeq, a predicted model, not a curated record
AUGUCAAGCAGUACGCCUAAGGAACGCGCGGACAAUAUAGGGAGCGAUAGUGAAGAAGAGGAUGUCUUUCAUGAUGCUAGAUUUCCUGCCGAGGAAGAAGCUCAACUCCUAGAGGAAUCUCACUCUAUAAAAGCUGAAGCUAAUAAACUAUUUACCGCGGCUUGCUACGACCAAGCGAUAUCCUGCUACGAUCGUGCCCUUGCCUCGUGUCCGAAUUACCUCGAUUACGAAGUCGCGGUGCUACGGAGUAAUAUGGCUGCGUGCUACCUGAAGCUGGAAGACUGGAAAGCCUCUGUUGAUUCAGCAACAGCAUGUCUCGACUGUCUAGAGAAAGUGGUCCCAUCGGCGACUGAGAGGACGGAUGCUCCCCAAGAAAAGCAGCAAGAGUCGGGCUCGACAGAUUCCGUGGUGGAGAUAACAUGUGAUGAUGAAGAGGCAGAACAAGAAGAGCUCAAGCGGUUGCAGAAGGUUAACGAAAGGAAGAAUGACGUUAUGCGGAUUCGGGCAAAGGCACUUAUGCGACGUGCACGAGCAAAGUCGCAGCUUAGCGGAUGGGGGAACCUGCAAGGAGCCGAAGAAGACUACAAGUUACUUGCCAGUAUGGACAAUCUAUCGCUCGAUGAUAGGCGCAUUGUGCAAAAGGCUCUCCGGGAGCUUCCGGAUAAGAUAGCCAAGGCAAGAGAAAAAGAAAUGGCGGAGAUGAUGGGCAAAUUGAAAGAUCUGGGUAACGGGAUCCUUAAACCAUUUGGGCUUUCGACCGAUAAUUUCAAAUUCACCCAGGAUCCGAAUACGGGUGGAUAUAGCAUGAACUUCCAAUCUUAA